Molecule: messenger RNA, 2173 nt
Organism: Achroia grisella
Lineage: Eukaryota; Metazoa; Arthropoda; Insecta; Lepidoptera; Pyralidae
Gene: Lmx1a
Product: LIM homeobox transcription factor 1-beta
Exons: 4
Coding region: 11-1159 (382 amino acids)
Biological process (GO): regulation of transcription by RNA polymerase II; neuron differentiation
Cellular component (GO): nucleus
Molecular function (GO): RNA polymerase II transcription regulatory region sequence-specific DNA binding; DNA-binding transcription factor activity, RNA polymerase II-specific
Source: RefSeq, a predicted model, not a curated record
AGAAAAAAAAAUGUUGGAAUUUUACACGAAUAUAAAUCCCGGAUUGAUGCAGGAAGCGAUGCAGCCCCCGCUGGCCUGCGCGGGAAGAACAGAACUGAACGCUAGCAUCAAGCGUGAAAAGAUAGUCGAGAUCUGCGAGGGUUGCGGGCAGAAGAUCCAAGAUCGGUACCUCAUGCGCGUAGGGGAGUUGUCAUGGCAUGAGCACUGCCUGAGCUGCUGCGUCUGUGGGUGCCCCCUCGCACACACGUGCUACACCAGAAACGCCAAGCUCUACUGCAAACCCGACUAUGAUAGAUUGUUUGGAGUUAAAUGCACGAGAUGCGGCGACCGCCUAUUGCCGCAAGAGAUGGUAAUGAGAGCCCAGCAGUACGUGUUCCACAUACAAUGCUUCGUUUGUGUGAUGUGCUGUCAGCCAUUGCAAAAAGGCGAACAAUAUGUCAUAAGGGCUGGUCAAAUAUUCUGCCGUCAGGAUUUCGAGAAGGAAAUGUAUUUGAUGCAACAUGCGGAAGAUGACAUGAUAAUCGAUGAUUCUGAAAGGCCACGCGAUGGGCGGCGAGGUCCGAAACGACCACGGACUAUACUAACAUCGGCGCAGAGACGGCAAUUUAAAGCUUCAUUCGAAGUGAGCCCGAAACCCUGCCGUAAAGUUCGCGAGGCGCUAGCGAAAGACACCGGCCUAAGCGUUAGAGUUGUGCAGGUCUGGUUCCAAAAUCAGAGAGCUAAGAUGAAAAAGAUUCAGAGGAAAGCUAAGCAAGAAGGAGAUAAGAACAAUGAAAAAGAGAAGGAUAAAGACGAAAAAAGUAUAAAACAGGAGUCGCCGUCAAGCGAACACGGCAAUUACUUGGGUCUGGAUGGCUCUUAUUCCACGUCGAGCCAGCCUCUCAAUCCUAACUUGCCAUAUUCACCUGAUGAUUACCCAGCGCAUUCGGGCGACAGCUUCUGCAGCUCCGACAUAUCGCUCGAUGGGAGCAACUUCGACCAGCUCGACGAGGGUGCAUCGGACACAAUGAGCCUCCAGAACCUUGAGGUGCAGCACCAUUCCCACCAGCAUAACACUCACCCCUCCCACGAGCCCUUGAACUUAGGCACAGGGGCGGUUGUAAACCCGAUUGACAAGCUGUAUCUCAUGCAAAAUUCUUACUUCAGUACCGAUCAUUGAUUCUCUGGCCGCGGCGCUGGCAGAAGGUCAAGAAUUGGUCAGCGACUGCGGCACAUGGCUAUGGACCUGUGCAUGAAGUCUACAGCAACGACCACUAGUCAUACGUCCACGUAUACAGACGUGAAUUCCCUGCUGCCUACAAAUUUCGAUUUCAAAUAUUACGACAUGCAAUAUUAAACUGUCGAAGUACCCGCACAGGAUCCGUUUUUGUGUGAUCAGUGAUAGAUCGGACCGUUUUAAGUAGAAGUGCCAUUUAAUAAACAAAACCAUAUUCGUAGGAUUCUCAAUCAUAAUCGUGCUUUCUAUAAGAUGUCUUUUUAAUAGCUUGGUUUAGAUUUGUGGGACUUCAAAAUUAGAGCCAAUGUAAAAUACAGUUUAUGCAUAAAUGUAAAUAAAUUAUAUAAUAUACAAUUAAACUUUGUAACAUUAAACUGUGUUAAAAAGUUAAAUGUGUUAAAUAAAAAGUUGCGCAAAUCUUAUAAUACCUACAUAUAAUGGAAAAUUUUGUUUGAGAUUCAGUACCUAUUAUGCCACGUCAACAGAUCUCGUAGAAAAUAAAAGAAAUCCCGUUUCCACUAAAUUACUUAAUUUUUGUUUGUUGUGAUGUAAACUCCUGUCGUAACUUCUAAGUAGAUAGGUACAUAAGCAUAAAAAACAUGUAAACAUGUAUGUAGAUGUAUGCAUAAAUUACAUCUAUCACAUUCUGUAACACAAAUAGCAUAAGUAGGUACUGUAAAAAACAAAAUAUAUAUUUGGUGGAAACGUGGCUAUAAAAGAUUAUAUUUGAGUUUACUGUAUAUGUAUAUACAUUGGUAACUAGUAACAUUAAAGAUAUUAUAUACGUGCAAAUAUGGUACCAUAAUUAUGUGCAUUUUUCCUUAUCUAUACAAAACCAAAAAUGAUCUCACUAGAUAAUUUGUCUGAAAAACACUAAGUCAAUAAAAAUAAAUAUUACUAGAUACAUACAUUCUGCAUUCAUAGGAAUAAUUCGUAAAACCAUUAAUUUAAAUUUGG